This is a messenger RNA of Culex quinquefasciatus (southern house mosquito), 8181 nucleotides long. RefSeq lists its product as uncharacterized. Gene Ontology annotation, cellular component: cytoplasm. The transcript is spliced from 2 exons. The record is from RefSeq and is a predicted model, not a curated record. The coding region runs from base 760 to 6078 and encodes 1772 amino acids. Lineage: Eukaryota; Metazoa; Arthropoda; Insecta; Diptera; Culicidae. Gene Ontology annotation, molecular function: protein binding.
AUUCAGUCCCGUGAUUUUGUACGCGAAUGUUGUACAGCUUUUCGUUUUGUUUCCCCGGUUAGGCGGCUAAUCUCACCAUACAAUCAAUCUGGCCAGGACAAACAACUAUUCAAAAAAAGAAACCAAAUAAUGCAUCUUUAGUUUGUUUGUCUAGUUGAAGUGCGAAACGGAAAGAUUUGGUGAAUUUAAAUUUUCGAAACAGUGUUUGGACUCAAAAGUGAUGAUUUGGUUGAUUUUGGAGAAGAUAAAUAAAUUUUGAAGAAAAAUUUACGAAAUUUGUGUAGCUUCAGUGAUUUGUUUUUUAAGAAAAAUAAACUAAGAAACCCAAAGUAAGGAUGUGUUGGAGAAUGCAGUUAAUAGUCAUAAGCUAAAUUAAACAUAAGAUAUCACCUAUAAAUUUAUUAGAAUAUUACCGAAUUUUUGGCGAUGUUCAGUCGCCACUAACUGCAUUAUCCAAUAAUACAAUGAACACAAUUUUGUAAGCAGCACGCGGAAAUUAUGUUUGGAAACAACACAGUGGAAAUGUGACAAAUUUGGCAUUGAAAAACAACAAAAUGUGUGUUUUAAAAUAGUGCAAUAAAAUUAGUCUCAAAGGUUCCUACCGUUGAAUAUCUUCAGUAGCAUCAACAACCCCGUGCUGUUGAAGGAGUUCGAAAGGAACAACAUCAAAAAUCGUAACCUUCAAAUACCGUACUCAACCAUGAACCAUCCCCCGAAUUCACCGGGUCCGUCCUGAGCAACCUUCUCCGUCGCAACGCGAUGCUCUUCGAAGCGGUUCAGUGCGGGGAUCUCCCCAGGGUGGCCACUCUGUUGGACGGCGGCGUUGACGUAAACGGUCGCGAUGACAAAUUCUUCAACACGGCCCUGCACCGGGCGGUCUUCGCCAAGGAGAAUCGUCUUGAGCUGGUCGACCUGUUGGUGGGCAGAGGAGCGGACUGCAACGCGCUGAACAAAAAGUAUCUGACCGCUUCGGAGCUGGCGCUGGAGACCAAGCAGGAUGAACUCGCUAAACGGAUGAUCCUGCGGGAAACCGAACACCUCGCGAAUCAUUUGGCGUACUAUCUGCUGAUACGUCGGGGGAAUUUGCAGCUGUUCGAGUACCUGAUUUCGAUCAAACGGCUCAAGUACGAGGACGAGAUUCUGAUCAUUGCCAAGGCGUACGCCGAGCUGCGACUCAAGAAUGUCCCGCUCAAAGAGCACAUGGAGGCCUACCUGAACGAGAUCCUAAUCAACCACGACUACUGGCUGAUAAACAGUGGCGGUGGAGGUCGUGGGAGACAACGCAAGGAUCGAGUUCAGAACGUGCACCGGAUUCGGGAGAUUAUCGAGAAUGUCCGAGAGCUGUUCGCCAAGUACGACAACCACAACCUGAUGGAUGUGGACAGCAUCUUUCUGCUUCGGUUGUCGUACAUCUUGGAGAAUAUUUUCUUCAUACGGAAUCACUACAAGGAGUUGCCGCUGCAUCAUGUCGAGUUUUGUAUCGGAAUCUUUUUGCACAUCUGGAAAAAUCCCCCCCAUUAUGACACGUAUAAAAUGCUGAUUGACAAACGCCAGUUGCUGACAUACCUGGAAGCAGUCGCCAACGAGUUGAAGAAAAUAGUCGUUCUACCGUGCUACAAUUUGACGCCAUCACCAAGUCCUCCACCGUCCUUGUACUUCCCGUCAUCCCCAACUCUAUCCUCGAACCGUUUUCGGUGGUCUCUAGAACUAAACCGUGACCUCAUGUUCUGCUAUUACGUCGUUACCGGAGGUGGUCAGAACACCAUCGGCUACCGUAGUCGUCUACAGGACCUCUGGUGUACACGUCAAACCUCGUACGGACACCUCACCGAACAGAACCUACUGAGUCAACUGCGACGGAUUCAACGGGAUCACCUGCUGCCGGAAGAUGUCCUGCGAAAGGUGCGCACCGAGGCUAGCGAGUACGAGUUCGACUAUCACUGUUCCAGGUCAAGGCCACUGAAGAUCUCCGACAAGAAUCGAAAGGUUUUCCGCAAGAUGGCGAAAAACUACAGCCGCAUGAAGGAACUUCACUCGAUCAACCGAGCCCUCAGCUAUGUGAACUCGGUUGUAGACAUGAAGUUCUGUGCCAGUCGCGAAAUUGACGUGCUAGCCAUGAAGCGGGUCGUGCAAGUCCUAGGUGAAACUAUCCGAAGUAGUAGAGAUAUGCCCAACAUUGGCCGCCAUUUGACUAGCUUUCUCAGCAUUUUGAUUCCGAGGUACUUUCUGAGCGAUACCAAGGUACGUCACUAUCUGUCGCACUGCCGUAGAGAUUUCUCCUCCUUGCUGGAAACAAUGGACGAAGAGGUCGACUACGCCGAGCUGCAUCGUAAUCUUAAAAUUUUGAGAAAUCUUCUCUUGUACAUACAAAACUUGGGCUACAUAUUAGCGAUCAAAACCCUAAUGAACCGUCUGUAUGAUAGUAAAUGUUUAGAGGAAAUCAAAUCGUACUACGCUUACAUUUUCCGCAACAACUCGACGGAUCUUCUAAAAGAUUUAGAAUUCGCACCGUUCCUACUGCUGGAAAUUGACACCAUCGUAGACUCGAUUGCACAGCAUCUGCCCACCACCAAGCUAAGCGAUCGUUUCGAAAAGAUCAAACUCAGCAUCAGAAAGGAAAUUGACAGCUACAAAUCUCUUCACAAUCAUUUCACCAACGCAAUCCUACUGUUUGACUGUAUCGUAUCCAAAAUCAAAUCCAAUCACAAUCAUGAUAAAAUCAAACACCUCUUUCGAUCACAUCUGCGAGUUUUCCAACUCGACCGGAAAAUCAAUACCCUCUUCCUUAACCGACUCAAAACCAACCUUCUAACAUUUCUACAAGAAGAUCUUCCGUCAAUUAACGACGAUCAGGUUGAAUCCCGAAUAAUUCUUCUCGUGACUCGAAUUCGGCACGCCAUUGAUACACACCAAACUAACCUCCUCAAACCUGCAACAGAAAAUUCCAGAAUCUCCUUCUUUCCCUCAGUAGAUGACAUCACGGAUCUAGUCAGUCGACUCGAAAAACGUACAGGUCGAUCAUUAACCACACUAGCUCAAGAUCCACUAUUUCAAAAAGCGAAAGAUUACCCCGAAAAACGGUACGACCUUCUCCGUCAGUGUCUGCAAAAGCACAAAAUUGCCAUAGAUUCAAUAAUCCUACAAGAUCUCAAGCAGGAAGACCAAAAACUGAUCGACGCAAAGAUAUCCCAAAUGCAAGCACUAUUUAUGGACCAAAACAUGAACCUGCGAGCUUUCGAUCAAACAGAGGAGAUCGCGUUCGAGAUGCUGAUGCUCGAAGCGACCUGGGCACUGUCUUCAAAGUUGCUGAACAAUGCCGAAAGCAUAUCUGGCUACGUCCCCGUCCUAACCGGGCGUAACAUGAGAAACUAUCUGGCCCAUGGAGGACUAACGUACGAAGUGCUCAUCCCCAAUACCAGCUCGAAAACGAUUCUUCAAAACGCGCUCAGCGUUAUGAAACUCUCGAAGAACAUCAUCUCCGAGAUCUACGAGCGCCACAGCUGGAGCUUUGCAGAUCGCUUGGAGUGUCUUCAACGUCAGAGCAAUACGCUGGAGGGGUUUCGGAUACAAAGCUGCGUUGAAAUACUGGACACCAUAAAGGCGGAGCAAUACUUGAUCGGACAGGAUCAUCUGCACCGGGGAGUUGUCGAUCGGCUGGUGCAAACGCAGAGUUGCCUACUGUUGGGACACUUGCUCGACCUGCGCAAUGUUGACGAGCUGCUGAAGAUUCUAUCUCAUCUCAUGGAGGACGUUAAAGUCAUUCCCUGCACCGUCAAGUUCCACGAUCUGCUGACGAACCUGACCGCGAGAAUACGCUUUUGCUUCAACCUUGCCUUGCUCACCAACGAAGAGGACGUACUGCUGAAAAUUGCGUCCGACUUUGGUUACGACCAGAUCGAAGCGAUCCCGAUGAUCUUCACGUUCGACAAGCUUUUCACAAGCUUCCUGGAGAAUCACCCGGAUUACGACGUAAAUGCCGAAUCGAACGCAGAAGUCCUACAUUACGCGGUACUGUCGGGUAAUGUCGAGCUGCUGAACCUGCUGCUGGAUCAAUGCGAAGAUCUGAACCAACAGGACGCCUACAGCCAAACCCCGCUCGAUGUGGCAUGUAAGCUAAGUAACGUAGACAUGAUCAAAUCGCUUACCAACGCCGGUGCGAAAUGGUACUCGAAAAAUGCCAGUCAGUACACGUGGCUGUUUCUGAACAAUGAUCACGAAGCUAUCAUAUUUUUAAAGAACAAUGAUUUGCUUGACGAGAAAAUAGCAAUGAGUUGUAUCACUCUGUUUCUGCAGUACUGUGAAGACGAUAAGGAAGAAAUGGUGGAAUUUAUGCUAAAUUAUGUAGAAUACACAGUUCUUUACCCUUUAGCUGCGCGGCAUCGAAGGCUUCACGCACUGAAUUACAUGAUCGCGAAUGAUCCAAGAGUAAAAAUCAACAUUAAUCGGAAAGAUUCGUUUGGCCAAACAGCGCUACAGAUAUCUUGUCACAGGGGGUACCGGGAGAUUGUUGGGCUUUUGCUGAAUCACAGCGGUAAUCCAAAUCUACAGGACGUGGCAGGAAACACUUGCCUUCACUUAGCAGUUGAAAAUGGUGAUAGCAAGAUUGUUCGUUUGCUGUUAAAGCAUCACGUGAAAGUUGAGACAAAAAAUCUGCUGGGUAAAACUUCGCUGGAUCUUGCCGUCGAGUUGGGAAAUAUUAGAAUAGUCCGAAUGCUUCUAAAACACAAACGAUCGCUGAAAGCUGUCCAGAUUCCGGAGUUUCUGCACUCCUUGGAGAUUCUGUAUCUGCUGAAAAAGGCAAAUUUACAGUACAAAUUAGAAGCUGAAGACUGUUUGACACCACUGCACAUUGCCAGCGAUGAAGGACGAAUACGAGUCCUGUUGAACUUCUUUGAAGUUGAUACGCAAACUUCCAAGUAUUUAGACACUCCUCUGCAUAUAGCCUGUCUAACCAAUCAGACCAACGCGGUGCGUGUUUUGUUGAAGUAUGGAGCCAACCACAAUCUGCUGAAUUCCAACGGCGUAUCGCCGCUUCAUUUCGCUGUGAUCAAUCGAAACACAGAUAUGGUCCGAAUACUCGCCUGUCACAGUAAUCUGCUCGAUCCGGGUCACGUCAAUUCAGCUAUGGUAAUCUCAAUUCAAAAAGGAUAUCUGGAAAUUGCCAAUAUCCUCCUGAACUGUGGGGCAGAUAUAUCAUUAAUUGCUGAAUCAAUAGCUCCACAACAAUAUUUGCUUCAUGCUGCUGCACGCUCAGGUUUCGUAAGCAUUCUACGAUACCUGCUGCAAGGGCAUACCUUGAACGUCAACGGGCCAGAUUCGACCGGAUCUACCCCACUCUUCCACGCGGUGACCAGCGCAGACAUUCAAACAGUCGAACUCCUUCUACAGCACGGUGCUGACGUUGAACACACGAACAAGUCAGGUCAAAACGUAAUUUCUACGGCAGCGAUGUUCGAUCGACUGGACAUCAUUCGCUACCUGAUCAACAACUUCCCAAACAUAACCCCGUUCAUCCUAGCUCCGUACGUAGCACAGAACCGUUGCCUACACAUAGCGGUUCUGAAGGGAUCCCUCGAGAUGGUACACUAUUUUAUCAAACUGCACAAAGACAACAACUUCCAUCUGAACUAUCGCAACCAGGAAGGCUUCACGGCGCUUCACAUCAGUGCCCAAACCGGAAACGUACGGAUAUUCCAACUCCUGCUGGACAGCGGUGCCGAUCCGAGCAUCCCCCUCAUCAAUAAACAGUCGAUUCUGCACACGGCAGUCUCGAACAACAAUCUCGCCAUCGCUCGGAUCUUGCUUACGCGAGCGUUGAUCGACGUGAAUGCGCUGGACGAUGACCGGCGAACGAUUCUGCACUAUUCCGUGUACUCGCGCAAUCCCAGCUCCGUACGAGAGCUGCUCAAGAUCCGGGUCCUGCACAUCAACGGCCAAGAUCGGGUGGGCAAUAGUGCGUUGCACUUGGCCGCAGAGCAUCAGUACGUUGAUAUUUACAACUUGUUGCAGAAGCGAAUCGAUAACGGUCUGAUAAAUCAGGACGGGAAACGUGCAAUCGACAUCUUGCUGAGAAAGUAGGAACUCUGAAUCGAUGUCUUAAAAAUGCUGUUGUAUUUAAUCCAUCUUACAGGUAGAGUAGAAAUGUGGUUCUUGCAACCAAGUGUCGUCGUGUGAUUUCGUGUACAUUUGAUAACAAAACAAAAAAUAGAUUUAAUUAAGAAAUAUUAACCAGUAGUUUAAAAGAUUUUAUCCGUAACAUCUGCUACAGCAUUUGAAGGCUGAUAUGUUACACCUAACAAAAGUUAAGAUUAGUGGAAAGAAUGGUGCGAUCUGUACAGAAAAUGUUUUAUUCAUGUUUAAAACUGGAUAAAGAAGUCAUAAAUAUCCAAAACAAUCAAUGUCCAAUUACAAUCAAUCAUUUGGUGACUAAUUUGAUUACAAUGUUUGAAAAUCAGACAAAAUUAAUUCCGAUAUUUAACAUAAUCAAACCUCGCAUAAAAAUUUCGUAAACUCAACACGUUGAAAUGAAAAUUGCACUUAAAUAGUGCUUAUAACCAAGGGUGUCAAUCGCAAAAACAAGUGCUAGUGUUAAUAUAUUUAAAGAAAAAUGUAUACUUUGAAAAAGAUGAAUAAAUCUUCGAUUUCCAAAUAUUGCCAGUUUCUCAAAUAUGCCCGCAGUCCUUCAACUCACUGGAAGGAGCGACAUCUGCCACUCGAUAAGGCGCAAUAGUAUAUAAGACAAACAAUAGCUAUUCAUAUGGGUGUAUUCACAGGAAAUAAUACACACACAUAUAAAUAGAACCGGAAGCAUUAUAACAUUACACAUACAAUAAUAAACCAAUUUUUAACGGGCAAAUACAAACAAUUGGAAAAUCGUGCAACACUACAAACCUAAGUUAAACAUUUUAGUUCAAAAUUACCGACAGAUGAACCAAACAUGGUCCGAAGUUUCCGCAACUUCGGAGCAUGAUAAGAUAACUGCAAAACUGAAACUACCAUAAGUUUACAAGUACAACAUUUUCGUUACUCAAAACUGCAAUAAACAAAUAUAUGUAAACUCAACAGAUUUAUAUAUAACCACAAUACAACCACACAGAUAAAAAACUUAUAUUGAAUGGCAGAUGCCGCGCGCGCGGUUCACAACAUUAAAUGUCCAAUAAAAGCACAGUUGCGCAACUUCAAAACAGCUUACAAGAAGUUUGGUGUCUUGAGCGGACACCAUCCGGCUUGCUGGAGAAAAUCGUCAAAAUGAAAUAAAAGUCUACGAACAACAUAAAGUAUCUCAACCAUCAAAGUGGAAUGCUAGUCAAACAAAGAACUAUUACAAAAAAAACAUAAAAAACCAUAUUGUUUACGUUCUCAAAUUCGAUUAUAGUUGAUGGCAUAAUAGCUGAUAACCCUUCAAUGCCGUCAACGUUAAACGAUCAGCCAUUACGUCUUUAGGAAUACUUGUAUGUUACUACCAUAUUGAAUGUGUAACCCUAUUCUGGCAGAAAAAAGUUUAUAAAUAAUCAUAAAAAUAAAUUUAGUUCAUCAAUUCUCGGUUUUACAGUUUCAAAAAAAAUAUCUUGAUUAAUUUGUUUGAAAUUUCUUGAUUAGGGUUACAAAUUCAACUAUAUCUAGUUUAUAAUACUACAAAUACAAACGAAAAUCAGCACAAACCUGCAACAUACUGCGAAAGAAUCCCAUGGAAACAAAAACUGAACUAAAAGAAGAACUAAGAUGUAUUACCAUAGCAGCAAAAAAGAAAAGAUAAAUCGCAGCAAAAGAAGAAACAUAUAUGUAACUUAGAUGCAAGUUUCUUGAACGGUAGGUCAGUCAAAGAUUGUACUAACAAUAUAGAAGAAAGUAUUGCAUUGCUACAUACUAAUGAUCGAAACAACACAGAAACAUAACAAAUAAUUCACAUACUUGUUAUACACAUUUUCGUUACUAAUGCAUGUUUGUGUAAUCAAUUAAAAAAUACAAAACAAAAAUUGAACAAAUAAAAUUCCAAACUAAAAACCAAUAAAUUACUCAUCUCAUGGAAUAAAUUAGACGAUGUUGAAAUUUUAGACCAUCAAGUAACACGUUUAGAUAAGGAUAAUCGUUUGGAAUACUGUCCGGGAGAAAAAGAAAUUGAUGGAAUUUCGGAAAUAAAGAUGCAGUUUAAUUUUUUCAUCUCACAGUGAGUAUUAUAAA